Messenger RNA from Pseudovirgaria hyperparasitica, 1104 nucleotides. Its product is annotated as WD repeat protein. Gene Ontology annotation, molecular function: protein binding; chromatin binding. The coding region runs from base 1 to 1104 and encodes 367 amino acids. The record is from RefSeq and is a predicted model, not a curated record. Gene Ontology annotation, cellular component: Set1C/COMPASS complex. Lineage: Eukaryota; Fungi; Ascomycota; Dothideomycetes; Acrospermales; Acrospermaceae. The transcript is spliced from 2 exons.
AUGGCGGCAGGACCACAAGCUAGCGGAGCUCCUCCAGCCCAGAAAGUGCAAGAUGUGAUAACCACCUUCAGACCUCAUCGUCGCUUUAGGACAGAACCAAAAUGCAACAUCACAUCCAUAGACUUCGACGACACAGGCGAACUCGUCAUCGUGGCGCGAGACGACGACACUUUACAACUCUAUAAUUUGUCUCAGGGGAAACAUGCGAAAGAGCUGAAAUGCCAGAAGUAUGGAGUCCACUUGGCUAAGUUCUCGCAUCAUUCUCAGAGCAUCGUCCAUGCCAGCAGCCGCAUUGACUCCAAGAAAUCGGACGUUGACAACCAUGCCAUCCGUUACCUGACCACACAUGACAACUCAUACCUCAGAUACUUCCGCGGUCAUACGGAUACAGUUACUUGUAUUGCACUAUCGCCAUCAAGUGAUGAGUUUCUGUCAUGUAGCAAAGACAACUCUGUUCGAUUGUGGAACUUGAAGUCAAGCAACUGUCAAGGCAUGCUGAAGUUACACGGCGCAUACCUCGCCGCGUAUGACCCAUCUGCUACGGUCAUUGCCAUAGCCUCUCCUGCAACAUCAUCGGUCCUUCUCUACGACAAGAACAAUUACGACAAAGCCCCAUUUGCUACGUUUGAUCUCCAACCAUUCGAGAGGGUGUACACCGAGAAGUCUAUUGGUCGGGGCUGGACAAAGAUUGAAUUUUCAAAUGAUGGCAAGAGCCUACUUGUAGCGACGAACGGACUUGGCCAUUUCGUUCUGGAUGCGUUCGAAGGUAACCUGACACAUUUCUGCAUUCGCCGGGGGAAAAUGAGUGGGCGUCGGGCACCAGGAGAAUCGGGUGACGAUUCACGGCCGGUCGGUCAAGGUGAUGUCUGCUUAUCACCAGAUGGGAAAUUCGUGCUUGGAGGAAGUGGAGAAGAAGGCCUGCAAAUAUGGGAUAUAAGCUCUACAAUAAGUGUCACCGACAAAAUGUUGAUGCCCCUGGACAAAAUACCUGGCCCUGGUCAAGGAAGAGCAUCUGUGGUGGCAUACAAUCACAGAUUCAAUCUGAUAUGUACCGCAGAUAAGGAUCUGACCGUAUGGUUGCCUGAUCCUGAUGCAGCGGACUGA